GAAACAAGAGAGGUUUGCUAUUUCACUGAGAAUGUCUAAGUAUUUGCCGGUUGCUAAUUCCACGAGGUCUUUCUGGCUUAGUGCCGAAGAAGAUGAUAUCAAAGGCUACAGGAGUUCUGAAGAACUUCCAAAAGAAAUGGAUACUGUGAUCAUUGGAUCCGGUUAUUCUGGAACUGCUACUGCAUACUACCUGCUAAAGGGAAACCCAUCUAACAAGUCAAUCUUAAUGUUUGAGGCCAGAAACAUUUGUAAUGGAGCUACUUCACGGAACGGCGGGCAUUUGAAGUGUGAUUUGUACUAUGGUUACGAAGGCUUUCUUCGGAAAUACGGUGAGAAAGAUGCUGCUUCUAUUCACAAUUUUGAAUAUGACCAUAUAAGGGCUACAAAAGCUUUAGUUGAAGAAGAGAAAAUCGAUUGCAAUUUUGUUAUCACUCGAGCCUGCGAUAUACACUUUGACAAAUCUGGCAUGGAUAAAGCCAUAAGCGGCUACAAUUCGGUUUCUAAGAACUCUUAUGUGAACUACAUGCACGAUCUACAGAUCAAUUUUGGCGAUGAAGCCAAGACUAUUUCCAAGGUUGAAAAAUCUCCUGUAUGUUUGACCUAUACUACGGGGCAUCUCUGGCCAUACAAAUUGGUUAUAUCUCUCCUCAGAAUAUGCAUUGCUCGUGGCUUGCAGGUUCAAGCCAACACUCCUGUUCUGAAAACAAAAAGAUUGAAUGAUGGUAGAUAUUUGGUGAAAACACCAAGGGGAGACGUCAUCACCAAAAAAUUAAUUGUUGCUACAAACGGAUAUACUGUUUCUGUCGAACCCGGGUUUGAAAACAAAAUCAUUCCAGUCAAGGGUGUAGUUUCGCGUAUUACCUCUGCUGACCCAUCCAAACGUACUCCCCAUUUGACCAACACUUAUGCUCUCAGAUAUUCAAGUGAAGAUUAUGACUAUCUCAUCAACAGGGGUGAUGGGUCAGUUAUUGUCGGCGGCGGAAAACCCGUCUAUGGUGACAACCUCGACUCUUUCUAUAACGUUGUUGAUGAUAGCACCAUUAUUCCAAAGACGAAAGAGUUCUUUACAAAUUACAUGAAGGAGAGAUACUAUACUUGGAAGGACUUUGAUGAAAAACUCGAUUGUAUUUGGAGCGGUAUUUUAGGUCUCACUGACGACACGUUACCCUAUGUGGGAGAGAUGUUAAAAGAAAAAAAUAAGUUUAUAAUUGCUGGUUUCCACGGGCAUGGGAUGCCACGGGUAUUGCUUUGUGCCAAGGCACUGGCAAGGGUGAUUAAUGGGGAGUCAACCUCCUUAGAGGUCCCAAAACCUUUUAAGCUGACCGAAGCCCGGAUGGAAAAUACAGAGAACGAGACCUUCGCUUCACUAAAAACGCCUCGUAAACACAAGCUAUAGUUAUGUACUAACUAUUUCGUAUAUUCGUAAGAUGUCUUUCUCUAAUUGUUCGAAUAACCCAG
This is a messenger RNA of Pichia membranifaciens NRRL Y-2026, 1458 nucleotides long. RefSeq lists its product as hypothetical. The coding region runs from base 32 to 1396 and encodes 454 amino acids. The record is from RefSeq and is a predicted model, not a curated record. Gene Ontology annotation, molecular function: oxidoreductase activity. Lineage: Eukaryota; Fungi; Ascomycota; Pichiomycetes; Pichiales; Pichiaceae. The transcript has a single exon. Gene Ontology annotation, cellular component: cytoplasm.